AUGGCUCUUCAGAUCUACGGCCCUUCAAGGGCGUUUAGAUCAGGGGCUGCUUUACUAUUGCCGUGGACUCUCGAGAUUACCAAGUACAUCAGGGGAGAAGACGAGAUCUUAGGAACAUUAGCCGCCAUGAACGAAGCAGAAUAUCAUGGGCUACGGCUGUGUCUGGACCUACUGAAAGACUUGGGUCCACGACAUCUAGUGAUCUGUGAAGACUCGAACAUGGUGAUCCGACAAGUACGAAGUGAGAUCGACUGUAAGGUACCGGGUUUGACACUGCUACGGCAGAGGGCUCUGGAUCGACUGCGAACUUGGCCGGAUCUUGAAUUGGUGCACAUCAAACAGGAUUCGAAUGGGAGUGCCGAUAGCUUGUCUAAUGCUGCGCUGCAACGGACAUGCGGGAUUGAGGUCGAUUCUGAUCAAGUGACUUUGAACCGAUUGGAUGAGAUCCUGGUAGCGAAGAUCGAAGAUGAGAUUGCACAUGUAUCUGCUGUAACAACCCGACCUAAGGCUAGAUCUGGAGCGCGAACAGGAUCUGACCCAGACACACCACUGAGAGAACUGCAGGUCGUGCGGAUCCAGCAAGCCCAGGACGAAGAGUCGUGUAUCUCUGGAUUGAAGAAAUAUUUGGACGGCGAGGCCGGGGAUCUGACACAAAAAGAGGCCAAUGUAUUCGGAUCAAUCGGGAUGAAUUACGAAGUGAAUCAAUCGGAUCUACUCUUCUCCUGUCCGUCAACCAAAGAAGCUGCCGCAGAUCGAGACAAGUUGAUACGGCUGGAGAAUGUAUCGAAUGUGAAUCAGGCAAAUGACAACCUCGGAUUCAGGUCGCCUGGCAACCUUUCAAGCAACAUACACGUUCCAGAUCAUUGCCAUGGAUCACAUACUCUCGCUCCCAAGAUCACUCAGUGGGACACAGACCUGCUGAGCUUUGAAGAUCUAUUCUCGGGAUAUGUAAUUGUCAAGGCUAUCCCUUCUAGAUCUGCACAGACGAUCGCCGAAACUUACGAAGAAUGCGUUUUCCGCAAAUUUGGAGCGAGCGAGGUGACCCGGCAUGAACGAGACUCAGGCUUUAUGUCUAAUUUCUUUAAGUCCUUUAACAAAAGCUUGGGUCGACGUCAACGUGCUCCUAUGGUCUAUCGACCUCAGACCAAUGGAUCUUCAGAACGGAUGGUCCAGACAACCACCGGGGCUCUUAAGACGUAUGUGCAGGAUCUGGAUCAACGCGAUUGGGACGAAUACGCUGAACGGCUCAUAUUUACGAUCAAUACUGCAAGAGAUCGGAUCCGAGGUGAAACCCCUUUCUACAUGGUAAAUGGCUGGAACCCUAUGUCUACCCUAGCAGCGGUGGUCCCGGGAGUACUCGUCGGCAUGAUCAGGAUCCAAGAAGGUGGCGAUAUCGUAUGCAAAAAUAUUUCCGACAAGCUCGAGAACAGAUUAACCAACGUCUGCGCGAAGCCAUCCCGUAUUAAGCUGACGCACACAAUGAUCUAUAGAUGCUGGAUCGAGUGCGUGAAGGAUAUGCGAAGAAACAGGCGUAUCUAUGACACGGGCACUUCCGCGUUGCAGGAUCAAGAUCCAGUGGAUCGAAUUUCUGACAUGAGGACUGGUACAAGGACGAGAUAUGGACGAAUCUACAGAGAAUUCUUGGUAAAUUGGCGUGGAUACAAAGAUCCAACUUGGGUGGAUGAAGCGAAUCUCAACUGCAGUGCCUUUCCCUACGAGUUUCUGCGAUGCCGCACCAAUCGUAAUAGAUUUGGUAUGACGCAGAGCCAUGAGGAGCCAUGA
This is a messenger RNA of Phytophthora megakarya, 1782 nucleotides long. Lineage: Eukaryota; Oomycota; Peronosporomycetes; Peronosporales; Peronosporaceae. The record is from the annotation of a GenBank genome assembly.